This is a messenger RNA of Hymenoscyphus albidus, 1053 nucleotides long. Lineage: Eukaryota; Fungi; Ascomycota; Leotiomycetes; Helotiales; Helotiaceae. The record is from the annotation of a GenBank genome assembly.
AUGACGAUGGCGAAACGGAGGAGAUCAGCUAGAAGUGAUUGUCCUUGUACUCACACAUCCGGCCUUCCUUUCUCCUCAACCCUCCUCUUCCUCUCUAUAAUCCUACCCUCAACAUCAUACGCCCAAGUCGUCUCACAACCACCAACAAAUCCAAAUACAAAUCCAACGCCAGCACCCACACCCUCAGACCCCCUCCGAUCAACUCUUUUAACGACAACACCCAGCUCCACCAACGCCGCAGUCCCCAGCCUAGUCAUCCCUCCCCCACCCCCAGACGACGACAACAACGACCCCCAGGUCUCCACCCAAGGCGCCCACGUCUUCAAAUACUACUUCCUAAUCAUCGCCGUGGUAGCAAUCAUCUUUGUGCUAGCAGUCCUCUACUUCGGGCGACGACGCAAACGCAAAGCCGAGAUUCUACGUACCAACUCGCAGCGCGCGCUCGCCCAGGACGUAGCGGGGUUCCAUGAGCGCUUUGGGGCGGGUGCUGCCCCUUCACGAUUCGUUGAUCGCAGGUUUGGCGCUGCCGCGAGGGGGUUUGGGAGAUCGAGUGCGGGCGCGAGUAGAGGUGGGAAUCCGUUUCCCUUUCAACUUUGGGGGAUGAGGGGUGGGAGAGGGGAAGAAGGGUUGGAUGAGAGGGGGGAGGCGCCGCCGCCGUAUGGGGUGGGGAGUAAACCGCCGAGUUUGAGGAGUGUGAGGGUGGAGGCGGUGGAGUUGACGAGUGUGAAUACGAAUGAGAAUGGCAAUGGAAAUGGAAAUGGGAAUGGGAAUGGGAAUGAGACAGGGACUGGAACUGUGAAUACGAAUGUGAAUGUGAAUGGAAACGAGGGGACAACCACCGAAGUCGCAGGACGUGGUGAGCCACCUGGGUACGAUGAACAUCCCUCUCCUCCCACCAAUACCCAGCGAGAAGCAGAUCUAGGGGAUCUGGAUAUGACUCGACCUACUCCUUCCAUUCCCCCGCCAGCUGCGGUGGUCACUCGACCGGAAAACACUGUCGUUGUCGAAGAAGGGACGUCGAGAAUACCUGGUACGAGCUCAGCGAUUGUAUAA